Messenger RNA from Plectropomus leopardus (leopard coralgrouper), 1940 nucleotides. Lineage: Eukaryota; Metazoa; Chordata; Actinopteri; Perciformes; Serranidae. The record is from RefSeq and is a predicted model, not a curated record.
UGUACCAGGAGUGGUGAUAAGUAACAACUAUCAUUAUGGAAAGAAAAAUCCUUUGUUGGAUUUAUUUAAUUGGAUAUGCCCUCAUUGGACAAGCCACCACAACUUUGGCCCAAACUACUACAACUGCAGCCACCAUAACUUUGGCCACUACUACAACUGCAGCCACCACACCGGAGCCAACUACUACUACAUCAGAGCCAACCACCACUACACCAGAACCGACUACUACUACACCAGAGGCAACCACCACUACACCAGAACCGACUACUACUACACCAGAGGCAACCACCACUACACCAGAACCGACUACAACUACACCAGAGCAACCACCACUACACAAGAGCCAACUACUACUACAUCAGAGCCAACCACCACUACACCAGAGCCCGACUACUACUACACCAGAGGCAACCACCACUACACCAGAACCGACUACUACUACACCAGAGCCCCACCACUACACCAGAGCCAACUACUACUACAUCAGAGCCAACCACUACUACACCAGAACCGACGACUACUACAUCAGAGCCCACCACCACUACUACACCAGAGCAAACUACUACUACACCAGAACCAACCACUACUACACCAGAGCCAACUACAACUACACCAGAGCCAACCACCACUACACCAGAACCAACCACCACUACACCACAGCCCACUACUACUACACCAGACCCACUACUACUACACCAGAGCCAACCACUACUACACCAGAGCCAACCACUACUACACCAGAGCCAACCACCACAACACCAGAACCAACUACCACUUCACCAGAACCGACUACAACUACACCGGAGCCAACCACCACCACACCAGAACCGACUACUACUACACCAGAGCCGACAACCACCACUACACCAGAGCCAACCACCACUACACCAGAACCGACUACCACUACAUCAGAGCCCACAAGCACUACACGGAGCCAACCACCACACCACACCAGAACCAACUACCACUUCACCAGAACCGACUACAACUACACCGGAGCCAACCACCACUACACCAGAGCCAACCACCACUACACCAGAACCAACUACUACUACACCAGAACCAACCACUACUACACCAGAGCAAACCACCACUACACCAGAACCGACUACUACUACAUCAGAGCCAACCACUACUACACCAGAGCCAACCACCACUACACCACAGCCCACUACUACUACACCAGAGCCAACCACUACUACCAAACCACCACUACACCAGAACCGACUACUACUACAUCAGAGCCCCACAAGCACUACACCGGAGCCAACCACCACAACACCAGAACCAACUACUACUACACCAGAAUCAACCACUACUACACCAGAGCCAACCACCACUACACCAGAACCGACUACUACUACAUCAGAGCCAACCACUACUACACCAGAGCCAACCACCACUACACCACAGCCCACUACUACUACACCAGAGCCAACCACUACUACACCAGAGCCAACCACUACUACACAGAGCCAACUACUACUACACCAGAGCCAACCACCACUACACCAGAGCCAACCACUACACCACACCAACCAACUACUACUACACCACAGCCAACCACCACUACAUCAGAGCCAACCACCACUACACCAGAACCAACUACUACUACACCAGAGCCAACCACCACUACACCAGAACCAACUACAACUACACCAGAGCCAACCACCACUACACUAGAACCGACUACUACUACACCAGAGCCAACCACCACUACACCAGAACCGACUACUACUACUACACCAGAGCCAACUACAACUACACCAGAGCCAACCACCACUACACCAGGACCAACCACCACUACACCAGAACCAACGACAACUACACCAGAGCCAACCACCACUACACCAGAGCCAACCACCACUACACCAGAACCAACUACAACUACAACUACACCAGAACCAACCACUACUACACCAGAGCCAACCACCACUACA